UCUCUGUCGGCCACUUGUCUUCAAAGUCCUAAACCCCCACUCGCUCUCCCUCUCCCACGGGCACGGGGCACCGCCGUUCUCGAGAAGGAAGCACAAUGGAGGUGGAGAACGAGUGCCGCAUCUGCCGCUCGCCCGCCGCUCCGGGCCGCCCCCUGCGCCGUCCCUGCGCCUGCGACGGCAGCAUCCGCUUCGUGCACGACGACUGCCAGUUCCGGUGGCUCAACAUCCUCGGCCGGCUCCAGUGCGAUGUGUGCGGCCGCCAGAUCCAUAUCCGUCCCCUCUACGCAGAAGCGCCGUCGGCCUUGGAGCAGGUGGCGCGGGCGGCGAAGCUGCUCCUACCGCUUCUGUACCUUGCGAUGGCCGUCCAGGUCGUCUGGGAGUUCGCCGUGCCGCUCGCCGCCCUCCACACAUGGCGCCUCGCGCUCACCGGGAGCUGCGCCGAAGUUCGCCGUCUGUUCUUGGUCCGCCUCUUCGCCCCCUCCGUCCUAGCUUGCUCUGCCGUCUGGGCGGAAGGCGUGACUCGUGCCAGGUAUGGGGGAGACCUGCCUCCCUACGAACGCGUCGCGCUGAAAAUCCUUGGGCUUUCCCUAUCGGUGGUAAUGGGUGACAUGGCCCUUGCCUUUCUUUGUGCAUUUGUCCCUUUCACUCUGGGAAGGAUAAUCCUGUUAUGCAUGGAUGGAGUCUGCUACGCUUCAACAUCUUCUAUCCUUCAAGUCGGAUAUGGAUUUAUCUUGUCACUUGGUACAAUUUUUGCCGGGAUGCAUACUUUUCAUCAGUACUUGAGAGGCGAGCGCCUUGUGAUUGCAAAUUUCUUCAGCCUUGUGAUUGCAAAUUUCUUCAGAAGUCUACGUGAUAUAUUCUUCAGAGGGUUCAUGAAGUUAAUAACUGUUGCCAAUGUUUCACUUAAUCUCAUAAGCACAGCUAUUAUAUGCCCAUUGUUGUUUGCCUGGUCGCUUGACAUCUGCACUUCAAAGAUUUUUGGCACAACAAUGUCUGAGAGGUUCAGGCAUCUGUUUGCCUUCUCUUAUGGCUCUACUUCUCUCCAAUGGCUUAUUGGAUGCGCCUUUCUGGAUAUAGGAUCCAUAUUCUCAAGACUUCAUUCCAUGAUUUUGUGGCCAGAAGUUGGCUCCCAUUUUGCCCACCAGAACGUAAACAUUCGUCAACCAUUCUAUGAAUUUUAUAUGAAGAAGCUUACUGGUCUUUUUCUUGGCAUCACCCUAAUUGCUGUGGUCAUACUUGUUCCUACUCAAAUCGCUGGUCGAUUGGCACCUGGGUUGUUCCCAGUAGAUAUCACCUACUUUGGUUGCCCUACAACGCACACAUCGAUUUGGCCAGCACUUCAAAACUGUGCAGAUCCACUUUGUGGUGUUCUUCUAUUGAGAUUUCUCAUUAGCCAUACUCACACACUCGUAUACCUUCAAUGGUUAGUGAAGAAGGUUGUGCAGUAUACAGUUCACACUAGACAUGCUCUUGGCCUGUCAGCUUUGGUGGCUGUCUCGUCCAAUGGAGCUUCUGGACAUUAUGCUCGAAGCAGUGUCGCACCAAAAGACAAGCAUAGUAGCACAAAUGAUGCUAAGGAUAAAAGGAGAUCAGUUUCUGUUCAUACAAUCCUAAAUGUGGGGCUUGCAUGGUUGACUGUUGUAAUAUUCAGUUCAGCUGUGCUCAUUUUUCCAAUCUCAGUUGGGCGCGCCUCUUUGUUCGCCAUAAGUCGGCUGCCACUAGCAAGUGGAUUGAAAUCUAAUGAUCUGCUUGCUUUGGUUGUUGGAUUUGGCAUCAUAUCAACUGUUAUUGCCGCCUCUAGUGGUUCAUUUGCGUACUUGACUUCUGGGAGAACACACUCUCUAGCUUUGAGUCACUCUGUUAUUGUGUUUCUAUGGUUUGUCAUUGUUCCCAUCCUGAUCGGGUUGCUGGUUGAUUUAUCACUAAUAUCACCAUUCAUUGGGCCUAAUGAUGAAGCUCCAAUUCUAGAUCUUUUCCACACUUGGUUCCUGGGGUGGUUACUGCUUAAAGUCUGGGUGAAAUGGGUUCAUUGGCCCCUAACCCCGUUCCUGGCCUAUCUAACCAUCGAAUCACGGAGCUCGAGCCUUACUAGGGCGAAGGUGGGAUGGCCUCCUGGUGUGGUACCUUUGAGGUGGUUCCUCCGAGAUAUAUUUGUGCCCGUCGCCACGAGACUGCUUGCUGCUUUGGGUGUCCCCUAUGUGUUUGCCAAGGGUGUCUUCCCGAGAUUUGGUUACUCUACCGCCGCAAACUCAGCGGCAUACCGCCUUGCGUGGCUGGGUGGUGUUAGCUUCUGCACACUCUGCCGUCUCGCUAAGGUGUUCUGCGUUGGACUCUGCCAUCUCACCAAGGCGUUCUGCGUUGGACUCUGCCAUCACACCAAGGCGUUCUGCGUUGGACUCUGCCAUCUCACUAAGGCGUUCUAUGUUGGACUCUGCCAUCUCACCUAUGUGUUCUAUGUUGGAAUCUGCGAUUCUAUCAGGGGUGGUGACCCCAUCGUCAUUGGGCAGAGGCUGGAAGACGUCGCCGACGAUCUCUGAAGACCGCAAACUCUGUUUAGCUGGAAAAGUGUCUGGUGGUAUUAACAGUUUGUAUACGAACGUGAAGUAGUAUAUAAUAUAGACCACAUCGUUGAGAGGAAGGAUUUGGAUGAGACGGGAUAGACAUAUACAAUUUUCUGGUGGAACUUGCAAAUAUAUAUGGAUGCAGUUUUCAGCGUGCGAGUAUACAGAGGGUUGCCACUGCGGAGUAUACGUGUCGGUCAGUUCAUCUCUGAGCCAGAUUUAAUCGAUGUUUGUAAAUUGUUGUCCCUAUUACGGUGUUGUUACUAUUGUUGUAUGUAAACUAGAUGAUGAUGGCGUGCAUUGCCGUGCCUGUUCGUCUUUAGACUCGUCUUUAGGAGAGAAUAUAGAGAUGUUUCGAAAUACUGAAAAUAAAGACAUUUGGUAAACUCUAAACAAUUUGAAUUACAGUCAA
Molecule: messenger RNA, 2973 nt
Organism: Lolium perenne
Lineage: Eukaryota; Viridiplantae; Streptophyta; Magnoliopsida; Poales; Poaceae
Product: probable E3 ubiquitin ligase SUD1
Biological process (GO): ERAD pathway
Cellular component (GO): endoplasmic reticulum membrane
Molecular function (GO): zinc ion binding
Source: RefSeq, a predicted model, not a curated record